AUGAAUCACUUGGGUUUUCUGAUUUUGACUUUUGUGGCCUUGGUUGGUGGGCACCUCAACAAUACUGAACAGUUUAUUGAAGAUUUGAAAAAAUUCGGAAUUCCGGGAGCAUUACUGCUCAAUUCAAGUUCGCCCAACUAUGAACAAAAUUUGAUGGAAGUUGUCGAUAGGAAUGUGAGUUAUUAGAAUAAUUAUUUUGAAAAAAAACAAUCAUUUUCAGAAUGGUCACUUGAUAAAAAUAAUUGAAGCCUGUUCCGAUUUUCUAACCCGAAAUUUGUCCGCGUCUGAUGCUUUAAACAUCAGAGAAUAUAUUGACCGGCAAUCAAAAAAAUAUAUAAUUCUCAUGCCAGAGUUUGAUGACUUUAAUGAAACUUAUAAAAAAACGAUUGAAAAGCUUCUGGAAAACACCAAAGAUCCGAUGACAAUUUCAGUAAGUUAGAGAGGCCAGAGACCCUGGAGAAUUUGAAAAUUUUCAGACAAUCCAAAUUUGUAAAAACGCCCCAGCUUUUCAUCGCAUUGCUUCAUUUCGACAUUUUUUCCGGUGGUUCGAGUCAAAAUCGGUAAUUGUUAGUUUGUUUUCGUGAAAAAAAAUGUUUUUUUUUCAGUUGAAUAUAAUGACCAGAUGUUAUAAAAAACAAGAUUUUGAUGAAAUGGUAGAUAUCAUAUCGCAACAAUUGGAUCAUUUAUAUUAUUUUGAUAGAGAUAAUCUCGAAAAGCAUUCAGGUAGUUUGCGAAAAAUGUGCACGUCAUCAUCUUUGAAUUUGCUGGAAGAUGAACACAAGAAAAACGUUGUAGGUUUUCCCAAGAAUUUCGACGCCAUAAGUAGUAUUAUUUUUCAGUUCUGGAAACUUUAUGAAAACCAUUACUAUCGCGGAGCUUAUGAAUAUGCGAUUUACAAUACAAAUGUUUCAGAAUACAAUUUCUUUAUUGUAAGUUGAUUUUGUUAUAAAAAAUCUGGAGAAACAAGACUUUUUGCAGAUUCAAAAAGCAUCUAUUGUUUGUUGGCAAAUUGAACAAUUCGCACCAAGAGAGAUGUCUCAAAUCGAAAUGGUAGGUUAGAAUUUUGUAUGGGGAACCUUUUUUACUCAACACUUCAAACCUGAAAUUUAUUUUGUCCAUAGACAGCUUUUGGGGUCAUAAGAACACCCUAAAGAUUUUGUGGACCUCUGAGCCAAGUUCUGGGCUCUCAAAAGUUCAAAAAUUGCCAAACUUGGCACAUAAAACACGUCACUGAAUGAAUUUUCAUCCGAAAAAUAAAAAAUUCAAAAAUGUUUUUUAUCGAAGUACUUUUAGUUAAUCGCUAAAAAUAUUUGAAACUUCAUUUUUCCCAAAAAUUAUUUUGAAAUAGAGCUUUGAUGAGCAAAUUUUGGCAAUUUUUGAACUUUUGAGAGCCCAGAACUUGGCUCAGAGGUCCAUUGGGAGACUAAAAAUUUCAGGGCCCCAAAACCUGUCUAUGGACAAAAUUUCAUCAUGAUUAGAAGGGUUGAGUAAAAAAGGUUCCCUUGUGAGAAACCCUGUCCAAAUUAAUAAAUGUAAUACUAUAUAAUUACAGUAAUCCUUUAAAUUUCAGCAAAAUAAUUGGAUAAAUGUUCAACAAAUUAUUCGAGAAACAAUCGAAGAAACAGCAGAACUCGAAAACAAGUUAGACUUGCAACAUUUAUUGGAUUCAACGGUUAAAUAUGUUCAGUGGGAUGGCGAAAAAUAUACACCAUUUCUUGAAGCUUUCACCCAUUUUUGUGAGAAAACCGCCAAAGAAAAAGUGAAAAUCACAAUGUUCAGUGUAGUUGAAGAACGUUCCAAAAUAUUCAAAAUUUUGACCAAGACAAAUGUGAGUUUCGAAGCCCUGAGAAGCCUUCAGAAGCCCUAAAAUCUUUCAGUGUUGGAAUGAAAGUGCUCAUUUGAAACUCAAUGACCAAAUAAUCAGAAGUGCGAGCGGUUUGAUGCAAACAUUGGCACCAUAUUGCCAUUAUACUUUGGAAAAAGCUUGUUAUCAAAAAUUUGGCACAGAAACUGCGGCAUAUGAUUAUUUUAACAGGCCAUUCCGAAGUCUACCAUAUCGUCGUUAUGAUUACCCUCAACAUGCACAACAAAAUCCAUUGGAAAAACUGGAAAACUUGGCGAAACAUUUGACACUCAAAAAUUGA
Caenorhabditis angaria is the source of this 2144-nucleotide messenger RNA. NCBI's taxonomy places the organism in Eukaryota, Metazoa, Nematoda, Chromadorea, Rhabditida, Rhabditidae. The record is from the annotation of a GenBank genome assembly.